AUGUGGAGGCCUGGCCAACAAGAGCCAGUGAUUCUUGUAGAAGGGAGCGAAGAGAGCGUUCUGUGCGCUCCAGAACAAAUCGUUGCACUUGCUGUAGAUCGGGAGAUGGACGACGCGAAGAAUAAGGCGGACGUCGUUCACCACGACGACGACGACGCAGUCACCGAGCGCGCCUAG
Messenger RNA from Sparassis crispa, 177 nucleotides. RefSeq lists its product as hypothetical. The record is from RefSeq and is a predicted model, not a curated record. The transcript has a single exon. The coding region runs from base 1 to 177 and encodes 58 amino acids. Lineage: Eukaryota; Fungi; Basidiomycota; Agaricomycetes; Polyporales; Sparassidaceae.